AUGGAGCCCGAACCGGACCCCGGGACCGUGGAGGUUCCCGCUGGGCGCGUGCUCAGUGCCCCCGAGCUCCUUGCCGCGCGAUCGCGGUCUCAAAAGCUGCCCCAGCGAUCGCAUGGCCCCAAGGACUUCCUCCCCGACGGCUCGGCGGCCCAGGCCGAGCGGCUGCGCCUGUGUCGCCAAGAGCUCUGGCAGCUGCUGGCCGAGGAGCGCGUGGAGCGCCUGGGCAGCUUGGUGUCCGCCGAGUGGAGACCGGAAGAGGGCUUUGUGGAGUUGAAGUCUCCUGCGGGUAAAUUCUGGCAGACCAUGGGCUUCUCAGAGCAGGGCCGGCAGCGGCUUCACCCCGAAGAGGCUUUGUAUCUGCUGGAGUGUGGCUCUAUUCACCUCUUCCACCAAGACUUGCCGCUGUCUAUCCAAGAGGCCUACCAGUUGCUGCUGACAGAUGACAGCUUGACUUUUCUGCAGUACCAGGUCUUCAGCCACCUGAAGAGACUGGGCUAUGUGGUUCGACGAUUUCAACCAAGCUCUAUCCUGUCUCCUUACGAGAGGCUGCUGAACUUGGAUGGCUGCGCCCAGCGCCUAGAUGAUAGGACUGGCAAGAGGAAGAGGAGUGCCAGCUCUAGGUCUGUUAAUAAGAAGGCCAAGGCUCCGGAGAACUCCCUGCCACCCUGGAGCCUGGUGCCUUCCAGCCCACCUGCCUGUGACCAGAACAACCAAUGUCCAGAGGAGAAAUAUCAGGAGUCAAGCCCCAGGAAAGGCCCAGGAGGCCCCUUUCAGCCUCUGGAGUCCCUGGAUCCCUGCCCUAGUCUGCCUAGAAAGGGUGUAGUAUGUAGUCAGGAAAGUGACAAAGUAGAGAACGGAGUUAAGGGGGCUUGUAAGCCACGCUGGAACUUUGAGCAGAUCUCGUUCCCCAACAUGGCUUCAGAUAGCCGCCACACCUUCCUGCCUGCCCCAGCCCCAGAGCUGCUCCCCGCCAAUAUCACUGGGCGGGAGAUAGAUGCUGAGUCCUGGUGCCAGAAGCUGAACCAGCGGAAGGAGAAGCUCUCCCGAAGAGACAGGGAACACCAAGCAGAGGCCCAGCAAUUCCGGGAGGACCUAAAUGCAGACCCCGAGGUGCAGCGUUGCUCUAGCUGGCGUGAGUACAAGGAGCUGCUGCAGAGACGACACCUGCAAAAGAGCCCUAGCUGCCCCCCACACCUGUGGAGCCAGCCCGUCACCCCCUUGCUGAGCCCGAGCCAGGCAAACUCUCCAGCCAUGGUUCUUCAGCAUAUCUCCGUGCUGCAGACAACACACCUUGCAGAUGGAGGUGCCCAACUGCUGAAGAAGCCCAGAGGCUUAGAGAUCAGCUUUGAUGUUUACCAGGCUGAUGCUGUGGCCACAUUCCGAAAGAACAACCCUGGCAAACCCUAUGCCCGGAUGUGCGUUAGUGGAUUUGAUGAACCUGUCCCAGACCUCUGCAGCCUCAAGCGGUUGUCCUACCAGAGUGGGGAUGUCCCUCUGAUCUUUGCCCUGGUGGAUCACGGUGACAUCUCCUUCUAUAGCUUCAGGGACUUCACGCUGCCCAGCGAUCUGGAACACUGACCACACAGCUGGGGUUGGGGAGGGGGUGUAGGAGGGAAGCUGCAACCUGCUCUGGGGCACCUGGACUGUGUUCUCAGGGACCGUGUCAGCUGCCUCCUGUACUAAACUUACAUGGAGCAAUAGUGGUCUCUGUGGGCCUUGGCCCUGGGCAUCCGAUGCUUGCAGAAAAAUGAAACCCUGACCUGUGCCUCUACUUACCUGGCCUCUGCUGCGCUUUCAAGCCCCACACCUGAGCGCUGCCUUGCAGUGACCCCCUUGGAACUCAGGACUCAAUUUCAGAGGCCCAGGAGGUGGGGCAAAAGAGCGGACUCUGUGCCUUUCAACGAGGGUGCCUGCUUCAUGCCAUAAAAAGC
Molecule: messenger RNA, 1931 nt
Organism: Castor canadensis (American beaver)
Lineage: Eukaryota; Metazoa; Chordata; Mammalia; Rodentia; Castoridae
Gene: Tsen54
Product: tRNA splicing endonuclease subunit 54
Biological process (GO): tRNA-type intron splice site recognition and cleavage
Cellular component (GO): tRNA-intron endonuclease complex
Source: RefSeq, a predicted model, not a curated record